Messenger RNA from Nylanderia fulva, 1504 nucleotides. The record is from RefSeq and is a predicted model, not a curated record. Lineage: Eukaryota; Metazoa; Arthropoda; Insecta; Hymenoptera; Formicidae.
UGUUCAGCGGUCUUUGGUCACGGAUAAGAGGCAGCCUCGAGAGAUUUCAGAGGUACCGAAAAGAGGCGCAACGUGAAUCAAAGUACUGAAAUAGAAGAGAUGACUAUUCGCCCGAAAGUGUUCUUGCACGGAAUUACUGAAUAAAUAAAAUCGAGAAUACUCACAUCUUUUGAUAGUGAGUGACACAGCACCAGACAAACGCGACUUCUCAAAGAGUUUGGUUAGCUCCGCUAAGAACUGCAAUCAAGAUUCAAUUAAUCUCUCGCGUUUGAGGAAACGAUGUAGCGACGAAAUGUCAAAUUACCGCGUCGUUCUCCAGUAGGACCAUUCUGACGAAGGUAGCAUAUGUCAAAUGUCAAAAGCCGUCGAAAGCAGUCGCUUAAAGGGAUUGGAACGAAGAGGUUGGGAAAAGUCGUCGCUAAAUUCAUAAGGCGGUCUCCUCUCUGAGUUUACCUGUCAUUUAAUGGUCAAUGGCUGCCACCUCAUCGUGUUGACGAAUGUUUCGUGCAACCGUGGAAUGCGUGGAACCUGCUGCUAAUUGUCAGAAGCCACCGGAGCCUUUCCAGGACGAUCGUCGACGACGACAGCAACCAGGAUGAGCCAGGUCCACGUCAGAGCUCUCCUGGCGAUUUUCUUGAUCGCUCAGGCUCACUGUAUCAUGUUCUACCUAGAACCAAACAGUCACAAGUGUCUGAAGGAGGAGGUCCACGCGGAUGUUCUCGUUACAGGCGAAUACGAGGUGUCCGAGGCGAUGAAUCAGAAAGUUGAUUACGUGAUACAAGAUUCCAAAGGACACAUAUUGUCCCAGAAGGAGGAUAUUCCUUAUGGAAAACUGUUGAAGUUUUCUUUUGUAACUGAAACUUAUGACACUUUUGAAAUAUGCUUUGCUUCACAUGUUCCAAAUCAUCAACGUGGUGUCAGACAAGAAGUUCUAUUGAUCAUGAAACGUGGCAUUGAAGCAAAGAGUUAUGAAGGCUUGAUUGGUGAAGCAGCCAAGUUAAAACCAGUAGAAGUGGAAUUGAAACGAUUGGAGGACUUGUCUGAGGCGAUAGUGCAAGACUUUGCUAGAAUGCGCAAAAACGAAGAAGAAAUGAGAGAUACAAAUGAGGCCACAAACACACGAGUGUUAUACUUCAGUUUAUUCUCGAUAUGCGUUCUUUUUGGUUUAUCCACCUGGCAACUCUUCUAUUUCCGGCGUUUCUUCAGGAUGAAGAAACUUAUAGAAUAGAUUCAUUACAAAUUUAUUAUUUUUGAAUUUCAGUUUUUGUUAUUUGCAAUUUCAUAUUUAAAUGCAAAUUCAUAUAUCAUAAAACACUUUUUAUAUUUGCAACAAACAUAAAAAGAAUUUGAAAUAAACAAGCAAAAACAAUGUUACAAUCAUAUUACCACAAUUUGAAUCAAUGUAAAAUACGAUAGAACUUCUUAUCAUCUCACUAAAUAACGCGCAUAUAUCACGUUAUCGAAAACGUAAUAUUUAAAAAAAAUGUAAAAUAGAUUUCUUAAA